This is a messenger RNA of Aureobasidium musti, 396 nucleotides long. The record is from the annotation of a GenBank genome assembly. Lineage: Eukaryota; Fungi; Ascomycota; Dothideomycetes; Dothideales; Saccotheciaceae.
AUGAAAGCAGCCACAGAGGAACAACUCGCAGAUGAGGACGACGUGCACGCUUACGAAAAGAACGGUAACAGUUCACAACAACGUCGCAAUGUAACUGAGAACCAUGUUACAAUCGAGCCUGUCAAAACAGAAAUGUACAGACCCAAAGUCGAAGACCGUGUCUGGUAUGUCUCCGAAACAGACCUUGAUUGGAUGUCGACUGGUUGUUAUAUUCUGGGUACUGGUGGAGGCGGUAGCCCUUACUCGCAUAUGCUUCGUAUGAGAAGCAUCUUACGAGACGGAGGAAUCAUUCGGGUGAUCAACCCGCACGAUCUCAAAGACGAUGACCAAGUUGGCUGCGGUGGUGGCGCAGGCUCGCCCACAGUUGGUAUUGAGAAACUCCCUGGCGACGAGUGA